CAGAUAGAGAAAACACCAGAAUGGAAUAGCAAUGUGCAAAGUGUGGAACGCGUUGAUACGAUCAGUGAAUACGCUGAUAUUAUUCAUUACACAACAUCCGACCUGAUUGUUGUUAAAGGCCGUGACUUCGUUGUAUGUCGAAUGUGGAGGAAGGUAGGCGACUCCUAUGUCGUGGCGGCCACCAGCUUUCGAAAGCGACGUUCCGAUAGCACCAAAGAAAAAGCGGUGCUAAGCUCAGGAAUCGCUGAUAUGAUGAUAAAGGAUGCUCGUUACGCGUACAAAUAUGUUGAGGAAGAGCAGUCGAAAAAGAAAUCUGAAUAG
Ostertagia ostertagi is the source of this 321-nucleotide messenger RNA. NCBI's taxonomy places the organism in Eukaryota, Metazoa, Nematoda, Chromadorea, Rhabditida, Trichostrongylidae. The record is from the annotation of a GenBank genome assembly.